This is a messenger RNA of Rattus rattus (black rat), 2292 nucleotides long. RefSeq names its product thimet oligopeptidase 1 (gene Thop1). The record is from RefSeq and is a predicted model, not a curated record. The transcript has 13 exons. Gene Ontology annotation, cellular component: mitochondrial intermembrane space. The coding region runs from base 1 to 2064 and encodes 687 amino acids. Gene Ontology annotation, biological process: proteolysis; peptide metabolic process. Gene Ontology annotation, molecular function: metalloendopeptidase activity. NCBI's taxonomy places the organism in Eukaryota, Metazoa, Chordata, Mammalia, Rodentia, Muridae.
AUGAAGCCUCCCGCAGCCUGUGCUGGGGACGUGGUGGAUACAGUGUCACCAUGUUCCACCGUGAACCAUCUGCGCUGGGACCUGAGCGCACAGCAGAUCAGGGCUCUAACCACGCAGCUCAUCGAGCAGACCAAGUGUGUGUACGACCGUGUGGGCGCCCAGGAGUUCGAGGACGUGUCCUAUGAGAGCACACUGAAGGCACUGGCUGACGUGGAGGUCACCUACACAGUGCAGAGGAACAUUCUCGACUUCCCCCAGCACGUGUCUCCGAACAAGGACAUCCGCGCAGCCAGCACAGAGGCUGACAAGAAGCUCUCAGAGUUUGAUGUGGAGAUGAGCAUGAGGCAGGACGUGUACCAGAGGGUCGUGUGGCUGCAGGAGAAAAUCCCGAAAGACUCACUGAAGCCCGAGGCAGCUCGCUACCUGGAGCGGCUCAUCAAGCUGGGCCGGAGAAACGGGCUCCACCUACCUCAGGACACACAGGAGAAGAUCAAGAACAUCAAGAAGAGGCUGAGCCUGCUGUGCAUCGACUUCAACAAGAACCUGAAUGAGGACACCACCUUCCUGCCCUUCACGAGAGAGGAGCUGGGCGGGCUCCCCGAGGACUUCCUGAACUCCCUGGAGAAGACAGAGGACGGCAAACUGAAGGUCACCCUCAAGUAUCCACACUAUUUCCCACUGCUGAAGAAGUGCCACGUGCCCGAGACACGACGUCUGUUGGAGGAGGCCUUCAACUGUCGCUGCAAGGAGGAGAACUGUGCCAUCCUGAAGGAGCUAGUGUCCCUGCGGGCGCAGAAGUCCAACCUGCUGGGAUUCCGCACACACGCAGACUACGUCCUGGAGAUGAACAUGGCCAAGACCAGUCAGACAGUAGCCACCUUCCUAGAUGAACUGGCCCGGAAGCUGAAGCCGCUGGGUGAGCAGGAGCGUGUGGUGAUCCUGGAGCUGAAGGAGGCAGAGUGCGCCAAGCGCGGGCUGCCGUUCGAUGGGCGCAUCCACGCAUGGGACAUGCGGUACUACAUGAACCAGGUGGAGGAGACACGCUACCGCGUAGACCAGAACCUGCUGAAGGAGUACUUCCCCAUGCAGGUGGUCACGCGUGGACUGCUGGCCAUCUACCAAGAGCUGCUGGGGCUGACCUUCACGCUGGAGGAAGGCGCCGCCGCCUGGCACGAAGACGUGCGGCUGUACUCUGUGCGUGACGCCGCCUCUGGAGAGGAGAUUGGCAAGUUCUACCUCGACCUGUACCCCAGGGAAGGGAAGUAUGGCCACGCGGCCUGCUUCGGCCUGCAGCCUGGCUGCCUACGGCAGGAUGGCAGCCGACAGCUGGCCAUCGCGGCCAUGGUGGCCAAUUUCACCAAGCCCACACCUGACGUGCCUUCCCUGCUGCAGCACGAUGAGGUGGAGACCUACUUCCACGAGUUUGGGCACGUCAUGCACCAGCUCUGCUCACAGGCAGAGUUUGCUAUGUUCAGUGGGACCCACGUGGAGCGGGACUUUGUGGAGGCACCGUCACAGAUGCUGGAGAACUGGGUGUGGGAGAAGGAGCCACUGAUGCGCAUGUCCCAGCAUUACCGCACAGGAGGCGAGGCCCCUGAGGACCUCCUGGAGAAGCUCAUCAAGUCUCGCCAGGCCAAUGCAGGUCUCUUCAACCUUCGGCAGAUUGUCCUUGCCAAGGUAGACCAGGUCCUGCACACACAGACAGAUGUAGACCCAGCUGAGGAAUAUGCCCGGCUCUGCCAGGAGAUCCUUGGGGUGCCAGCCACACCAGGUACCAACAUGCCAGCUACUUUUGGCCACCUCGCUGGUGGCUACGACGCUCAGUACUAUGGCUACUUGUGGAGUGAGGUGUACUCCAUGGACAUGUUCCACACACGCUUCAAGCAGGAGGGUGUGCUUAGCCCCAAGGUUGGCAUGGAUUACCGGACCAGCAUCCUGAGGCCGGGGGGCUCUGAGGAUGCCAGCACCAUGCUGAAGCAGUUCCUGGGCCGUGACCCCAAGCAAGACGCCUUCCUCCUGAGCAAGGGUCUGCAGGUAGAGGGCUGCGAGCCACCUGCGUGCUGAGCGGUCCCCAGCUCGCCCUCCUGUGCCUUAGCCUGCCGGGCGGCAAGGUCAGCAGCCCUUGGGCGUACGGAUGAGCCUGGGGCAGUUUCCAUCCUCGUCACCCCCCCAGCUCCAGGUCCCCGGCUUCAGGCUGCUGUGCUCUCCUUGCACUAUCCCCUCCCCAAACUGAUGUUGGACAUUAAAUUUCACACAGGGGCGCACUGCUUGGUCCUCCCUCUGUUGCCCAUC